Molecule: messenger RNA, 3756 nt
Organism: Salvia hispanica
Lineage: Eukaryota; Viridiplantae; Streptophyta; Magnoliopsida; Lamiales; Lamiaceae
Product: histone-lysine N-methyltransferase ATX2-like
Biological process (GO): regulation of transcription by RNA polymerase II
Cellular component (GO): nucleus; chromatin
Molecular function (GO): protein binding
Source: RefSeq, a predicted model, not a curated record
UCGAAAUAACGAAAAGAAUGGGAAUUGAAGAAGGAUUUGUUGGAGAGAAGAAGAAGAAGAAGAAGUGUUUAUUUGUCUCUGCAAUUCACACAUGUCAAAGGAGAAGCACUAUAUAUAUAGCCGCAGAAACAGAAGCCCCUCUCACUCUCCAGCUGCCAACGGCGGGAAAUCAAUUUUUCGCUCCACCAUUGAAAAACCCUAAUAAAAAAUUACCCAAUUAUUCCCCACAGCCAGAGGGAUUGAAGAAGAGCCAUGGCAUUACCCGAAAACGGCGGUGCGAAGCUCAGCGACGAUGAUGAAUUUCCCAGGGGCGGAGCGCCCCUCAAGUACAUCCCGCUCUGCGACUUGUACUCCGCUACAUCUCCCUGCGUCACCGCCUCCGGAUCGAAGAAGGUCAAGGCUGCAGCGCGGAAGCCUCCGCAAACCAACGGCAAUGGUCAAUUGACGAAGCCCCCUAUCACGCUGGAGUCUCAGUUCGGUAUAGUUUACUCGAGGCGCCGGAAGAGGGAGGAGAGCACCAAUUUUAUGAAGGGGCUGCUUUUGGAUGCGGAAUUGGAGGCUGACGGAAGGGGGGAGGGGGCUGUCAUGAAGCGGAGGAGGGUUCGGAAUGUGGAAUUGGGGAGUGAUUGUAAGUCGUCGGGAGAAUCAGAUGAUCCAACGUCGUUGAGUGAUGAUCUUGACAAAACUGAUUGUGAAAAUGUUCGGGAACCUAGGAAUGCGGGUAGGAUUGUUAAUAAUAGCAAGACGAAAAAACGAAAAAUUGAUUCUUCGGAGACGGUUGUAAAGAAUUCAGGAGCUCGACGGAUGAAGAAAUGGGUCCGGCUGAGUUUCGAGGGAGUUGAUCCAGACAAGUUCAUUGAGUUACAAUGCAAGGUGUACUGGCCACUGGAUGCAAGCUGGUAUUCUGGCCAUAUAACAGGGUACAAUUAUGAGACUCGUCGGCACCAUUUGAAGUAUGAGGAUGGAGAGCAAGAAGAUCUGGUUUUAUCUAAAGAACGUAUAAAGUUUCAUAUCUCUUUAAAGGAGAUGCAAAGUAUGGGGUUGAAGUUAUGUGAGAAGAGCCCGGAAGCUGAUGAACUUGAUGCUAAUGAGAUGAUGGUUUUGGCCGCCACUUUAGAUGAUGAUUGCCAAGAGAUAGAAACUGGUGAUCUGAUUUGGGCCAAACUUACUGGACAUGCUGUGUGGCCGGCAAUUGUUUUAGACGAAUCUCAUGUGGGUAAACACAAGGGAUUGAACAAACUUUCUGGAGAAAAGUCUGUGAUUGUACAAUUCUUUGGCACCUAUGAUUUUGCUAGGGUUCCGCGCAAACAAGUUAUCCAAUUCCUCAAGGGCCUUCUUUCCUCAUGUCAUUCAAAGUGCAAGAAACCAACUUUUGCUCGAGGAUUGGAGGAGGCAAAAGUAUAUCUUAGUGAACAGAGGCUACCGGUAAAAAUGCAACAGCUGCGAGAUGGUGUUGACCGUGAUGUAAAGGAUAAUAGAAGUGGGGUGAAUGAAGAUGGUGCUCACUCGGAUGGUGAGUCUUUGAGUUAUGAUGAGAUACUUAAGAAACUUGAUGAUCUCACAAGCUGUAAAUUGGAAGGUGGAGAGUUACAAAUAGUAAGCCUUGGAAAGAUUGUCAGAGACUCCAGUAAUUUCCAAAAUGAGAAAUACAUAUGGCCUGAGGGAUACACUGCUGUAAGGAAGUUUAUAUCUUUAACAGAUCCAACGUUGCAUACUAUGUAUGAGAUGGAAGUACUAAGAGAUGUCGACUCGAGGACCAAACCUCUAUUUAAAGUUAAAGGAGAUAAUGGAGAAGAGUUCAAUGGACCAACACCAUCAGCUUGCUGGAAUAAAAUUUAUAAAAAGAUCAGGAUCAUGCAAAUCAGAAAUAAAGACUGUAAAGCUGAUCAGAAGUUUUCCUCUGGUUCUUAUAUGUUUGGUUUUUCCCACCCAAAGGUUUCCAGACUCAUAAAGGAGAUGUCCAAUUCCCGAUCAGCUGCGAAGGGUUCCCAGUUGGCCUGUAAGAAAAUGAAAAACUCGUCUGCUGGUUACCGACCUGUUACAGUUACAUGGAUGGACCUUGACAAGUGCAAUGUUUGCCAUAUGGAUGAGGAGUACGAGAACAACUUAUUUCUUCAGUGUGACAAAUGCAGGAUGAUGGUGCAUGCUAGAUGCUAUGGUGAACUAGAGCCCAGUGGUGGAGUGCUUUGGUUAUGCAACUUAUGUCGUCCUGGAGCACCUGUAUCUCCUCAAUGCUACCUUUGUCCUGUAGUAGGAGGUGCUAUGAAACCCACUGCAGAUGGCCAUUGGGCUCAUCUGGCUUGUGCCAUAUGGAUUCCAGAAACGUGUUUAUCAGAUAUUAAAAAAAUGGAACCUAUUGAUGGGAUUGAUCGGAUCAAUAAGGAUCGGUGGAAGCUAAUUUGCAGCAUCUGUCACGUUUCUUAUGGAGCGUGCAUACAGUGCACCGACUUUAAUUGCUGUGUGGCAUUCCAUCCCCUCUGUGCACGUGCUGCCGGCUUUUGCCUUGAGCCUGAGGAUAUGGAUAGAGUCCAUGCAGCUCCUCUUGAUGAGGAUGAAGAGGAUCAGUCCAUUCAGCUUCUUUCUUUCUGUCAGAAACACAGGCCAAAGUCUACUGAAAAUAUGCUUUCUGACAAACGAGUUGUUCAAAAGGAAGAUGAACAUGCUGAAUAUAUUCCACCUAUAAACCCUAGCGGUUGCGCUCGUACUGAAAUUUAUGAUUACCGGAAGAAGCGGGCAAAAAAUGGACAAGAUGGUCCUUCAUCAAAGCGCUUGUAUGUGGAGAAUGUGCCACAUAUACCAGGUGGGUUUAGCCAUCAUAUGCCCUUGUGGAACAAAACGUCAUCCAGUGAACCUGGUGGUUCCAAGCACUCUGUAGACCUUCUGGAGUUAAGAAGCUUGCAACUAAAGUCAUCUCGCGAGUUUCUUUCAGUUGCUGAUAAGUACAACCACAUGAAGGAGACCUAUAGGAGGAGACUGGCAUAUGGGAAGUCUCGUAUACAUGGUUUUGGUGUGUUCACUAAACUUCCGUAUAAAGCUGGGGACAUGGUGAUUGAGUAUACUGGGGAAAUUAUUCGGGGUUCAGUAGCCGACAGAAGAGAACACUUAUCUUACGAUAAAUUAGUGGGAGCUGGAACCUAUAUUUUUCGGGUUGAUGAUAAUCGUGUUUUAGAUGCCACCAAAGCGGGAAGCAUAGCACAGUUGAUUAACCACUCAUGUGAAUCAAACUGUUAUUCAAGAGUAAUUACUGUCAAUGACAACAACCACAUAAUUAUAUUCGCGAAGCGAGAUAUCAAUUAUGGCGAAGAACUAACAUAUGAUUACAGAUUUUCUUCAAUUGGUGAACGACUAGCUUGUCAUUGUGGAUCUUCUAGAUGCCGGGGUACAGUGAAUGACAUCGAGUCUGAAGAAAGACUAAAAAAGCUACAUGUACCCAGCAGUGAAUUGACAGAUUGGAAAGGAGAAUAAAAGAGAAGCUCUUUUUGGCGCACCAUGGAAUCGGGGAAGAGUACAAAAGAUGUUGCCGUGGCGGCCAUGGCGGAGCUAGAGAUGUUGUACCUUAGUAUUUUUCCCAAAAACUACAGUAUAUUGAUACAUAUGACCAAUAAGGAUCCCCAAUUCUUAUAUAAUUCUCAUGUCUGUAAAAAAGAAAAGGUUUUGCCUCUGAUUGAGAGGUGAUGCCUUUUAUCAGUUGGCAGAAGCCCACAAUGCUUGCAUCAUUCUUCUUUAAUUAAAAAAAAAAAACCACAGUUUAGUUAA